CAAAACGAGGUCAUGUCUUGAUGCCCAUCGGUCCUAUCACAGCCAGCAAGGGGCGUCCAGUGAGGGAUCUUAAGCAGCAUGAACGCCACCGCUAUCCUGUUCACUCCUCUCUCGAGUGAAAUCCCGUCCAUGGCCCCCGACAAUGUCACCGCCGACGCGAACGACACGACCGACGGAAUGGCCGAAGUGCUACGCUUUGUAGACUACCCGCGACCGAUACUAACCGGCGGCUUCGUGGCUCUCGUAUUCAUGGCCGUCUUCGGCGUGCUCUCCAACGCAGUCUCCAUCGCGGCACUGCUGCGCUCGUCGAAGCUUCUCAAGAACGCGACCACAGCGCUCGUCUUGAACCUGUGCUUCACCGAUCUUCUCUUUUCGGCGCUGAGCACGCCGCUGGCUGCCACCGUCUUCUGGAACGCCGGCUGGGUGUACAGUGAUGGCCUGUGCGUAGCGUACGGAGUGAGCCGGUUCUUCAACACUGGCGCAUCCAUUUUCACAGUCAUGGCCAUCAGCAUCAACCGGUACGUGAUCAUAGUGAAACCCCGGCUGUACGGGCGCGCCUUCAGCGAAGGCAACAACCUGCUCGUCGUCACUGCGACUUGGCUGUUGACGCUGUCGCUACUAAUCUGGCCCACAGCCGGCAUCUGGGGCCGCUUUGGCUGGGACGCCGAGAUCGGCACUUGCAGCGUGGUCCCGAAGAACGGACGCAGCAGCAAGGCAUUUCUCUUCAUGGUGGCAUACUUUUUGCCGGCCACGUCUUUCGUCAUAUGCUACAGCCGCAUCUACUGGAUCGUGCGCAAGACGCAGCGGAACCUGCGCCAGUACAGCACCAACCACAAGUCAGCGGCGUUCGUGGCGCGACUUUUCGCCAAGCAAGAGGGAGGCACCGGCGAACCGGUCUCCGUGGAGAAGGCCCAACGGCAGCAACGCCGCAUCGCCAAAGACUGGCGGCUGCUGAAGACGGUGUUUGCCAUAUUCGCGGCAUUCACCCUUUGUUAUCUACCCCUGCUGGUGCUGAAGGCUUUCCGACUGCUGGACAACUACCCGAGCAUCCAGGUAUUCGCAUACCUGACCUUCUACUUUUCGGGAUGCGUGAACCCGAUCAUAUACAUCUGCAUGAGUCGCGAGUACAGGCAGGCAUACAAGGAACUAUGGCCGUGCGCCAAGAGCGCGGCACUCUCCGAGAGCACUGGAAGCCAGGAGACGCCUGUGUGAAACGAAUUUCCUCGGUGCGGGACAAAUGUGUAUUGACUGACGUCUCGACUAACAUUAUGUCGAUCUUAUUUAGCAUGACUAUAGUGGUGAUUCUGUUCUGUUUGUGCUUUCAGGCGUCUCGAUCUCAGAUUCCUCUCGCAACGUACAUACACUCACUUACGUACUUAUGGAGACCCUCCAGGUGUGAGACCAGGCUAGCUGAUGAUGACGAUCCUUAAGGGAGGCACGCACCCACGUCUGCGGGGUAUUGCAGGCUACCACGAGUCCUGCAAAAAAAAAAAUGUUUGAAGGAAAGUGUAUCACUGAAUUACGUUGGCCAUUUGUUGUCUUUAUUUCGUGUUGUCUUAAUGUGGAUAAAAAUGUGUAUAUAUCACGUGGCAGUGCUCCGCGGUAAUACUAUAUACAAGCCAUGACUUCUUACUGACGUUCGUCUGAGAGCCGAACAUUACUGAGCGAUGUGCGCAGCUGAAGGAAGAACGGUAAUAAUAAAUAUCGGGCUGGUCGGUCCAGAAUGAUUGAAAGUUUAUAACAGCAUGACUUACUCUUGUCC
Molecule: messenger RNA, 1762 nt
Organism: Dermacentor silvarum
Lineage: Eukaryota; Metazoa; Arthropoda; Arachnida; Ixodida; Ixodidae
Product: G-protein coupled receptor moody
Exons: 1
Coding region: 79-1212 (377 amino acids)
Biological process (GO): G protein-coupled receptor signaling pathway
Cellular component (GO): membrane
Molecular function (GO): G protein-coupled receptor activity
Source: RefSeq, a predicted model, not a curated record